AUGUCUGUUACGGGCAAGGAGGAUGUAUACGAGAGCGAAGAUUUGCCCGAGUCGGAACAGUUCAUCAAUAGUUUCUCUGCGAGGUCUACAGUCGAUUCCACAGAUAAUGAAAAUAUUGAACUGAUCCACUUGGACAUUGAUGCAGCUCGAAAACGGUUCAAGGACCGCACUCUCAACACGCAGAAUAUGACUUCUCCGACUCAAUCGCUAAAAGGCGAGGGAAAUCGUAUGGAAGUUCAAUGUACAUAUAGCGAGCCUGAACUACUGAGCAGAAUUCAUAGAAUAGCAUGCGAAAUUGAUGAGUUAGCACAACAGCUGCAGGAGGACUCGGCUAAGACUACGCCUAUGGUGAAUGAAUCUUCGCUUGCUGCAUUAGCUGAAGAACUCAAGGGCGUGAAAGUAUCGAAGGUCUCUGGUGGUGCACCGGUUUCUAAGGAGAAGGAAACUCCAGCGAAAUCGGACAAGUCUGCCGACGGCAAGCUUCUCUCCUUGGAACAACGUUUACGUCGAAUUGAGACGUUGGUGGGAGAGACAGAUCCGUGUCGCCAGCCUAUCGCAGAUUUCAUGGAAGACAUUCGGUUCCGCCUUGAUGCACUCAAUCCUUCAUAUAUAGAAGGAAUGGAAACGAGGCUAAACUCCAUCCUUUCAAAACUAGAUCAGGUUGACGAUAAGAGGCAAAAGUCCGUGGAUGGCGAAAUGGAAACCAAAGUUAAUGAUUUGUUAGAACUCAUGAGCAAAUGGGAUGUCGUAUGUGCUGCAAUGCCUAGCAAUUUGAAGAAGAUUCAGGGAUUACAUCGACUUCACGAGCAAGCGCAACAUUUCUCUGAAAGGCUUUCGCAGUUGAUUGGUGUACGAGACCAGAUUGAAAAGGCAAUUGCAGCCGAUCGGAUGGCCAUGUGUGAACUUCAGGUGAAAGCGAAGGAGGACAUAUCAGCGGUGCUUGGUCAAAUUGCCAACCUCGAGGAAAGACUGAAGGCUAUCAAGCAAUGA
Messenger RNA from Ostertagia ostertagi, 990 nucleotides. Lineage: Eukaryota; Metazoa; Nematoda; Chromadorea; Rhabditida; Trichostrongylidae. The record is from the annotation of a GenBank genome assembly.